Molecule: messenger RNA, 1438 nt
Organism: Actinia tenebrosa (Australian red waratah sea anemone)
Lineage: Eukaryota; Metazoa; Cnidaria; Anthozoa; Actiniaria; Actiniidae
Product: NADH dehydrogenase (ubiquinone) complex I, assembly factor 6-like
Biological process (GO): biosynthetic process
Source: RefSeq, a predicted model, not a curated record
AUGGCGGCGGUAAACAGAACUAGAAAAAUAUUUCUGAAAAUAUCAAAUUGUCGUCGAAAAUCUUCCAUCGUUUCAUAUACAAAAUAUUCUACUAAUUCUGUUCAAAGUAAUUCUCAAUAUUGUAUGAAUUUAGUCAGGCGAAUGGAUUACGAAAAUUUUCUCUGUACACUUCUUCUUCCCAAAGCAACCCGGAAUUCUGCAUUAGCAAUACGUGCUUUCAACGUAGAACUUGCACAGAUACAAGACAUGGUGACUGAAAAACACAUUGGAAAAAUGAGAAUACAGUUUUGGAAGGACACCAUGGAAAAAAUCUACAAGGGUCACCCUCCACAGCAUCCAGUUGCCCUAGCAGUGAUAGAGGCUGUUCAGAAACACAACUUAUCCAAGAUGUGGUUUACAAGAUUAACUGAUGCACGAGAAAGUAAUCUAGAAGAUAGACCACACACCAGUGUAAAAAACCUUGAAGUAUAUUGUGAAAACUCUGUAUCAUCUGUCUUGUAUCUUGUUCUGGAGGCUGCAGGUAUAAAAGAUGUUCAUGCUGAUCAUGCAGCUAGUCACAUCGGCAAAGCUGUUGGCAUUGUAACACUCCUCAGGGCAGCCCCCUAUCUUGCAAACAGAAGAAAGGUCUACAUACCUAAUGAUAUCCUUAUCAAGCAUAAUGUUUCCCAUCAAGACAUCAUCAAGGGAAGCACAGCACAGCCCGUCAAAGAUGUCACCUUUGAGCUUGCUAGCUUGGCUAAUAAUCAUCUUUCAACGGCCCAGUCUUUUAAAACUAAAAUACCAAAAGCUGCAUUCAGGGUAUUUCUUCCAUCAGUUUCCUGCCAGCAUUAUCUCAACAAAAUACAAAGAGUAGACUUUGACUUAUUUCAUUCCAGUUUGAGAGAGAGAAACCAUUUACUACCGAUACAACUGCUGAGAAAUGCUUGGACCAGAAGAUAUUAAUAAACCUGAGUAUGGAACUUUUAGGUUAUCUUAUGCUGAUUGGAUACUUUCAUCUUCAAAUUCUUUGGAAUACACCUUUUACAAAAAAGGUUGUUGGACCCAAAGGAGUAAGGCAUUAAGCAAUAGAAGAUAGGAGAUAUGCAAUAGGUGAUAGACAAUAAGGGAUAAGAGAUUAGGUCAUUCCAAGAUGCAAAAAAAGCUGGAAUGAAUUUUGUUUUCUCUUAUUUUCAAGACCAUGGAGGCUAGUGUUGUGAUAUAUUUAGUGAUACUCGUAGUGGAAGAAGCCAUUUUAAACAUUAUUGGUAUUUACAUAUGUGUCCAUAUUAAAUUAUUCCUUUCCAUCUUGGAAUGACCUAUGGUAUCUCCUAUGCCUGUUUCCUUUGGGUCAGACAACCUUUUUGAAAUAGGUGUGUAGUGGUUCGUUCCAAUGAAUGGUUGCUGUGCAUCCAGUGAACAUAUGUUCCAUGUCCAAAUCACCCCACCCCCCAUCCUUACU